AUGGCAUUGGACAGCUCGGGAAUUAAUCAUUUCAAUAUUCGUAGAAACCUAAAGGUCCAUCUUGCUUCGCAGGCGUUGGUGGUCUUCGAGGAUCUUCCCCGAGGUGUUCUAGAGCAGCAUCCUGGAAAUGAUGCAACAGGAGGUCCAGUUGGGUCUCCAGGUCCAACUUAUGACGACAGUCGCAUCCACAAAAGUACAGCAACGCGGGGUGAUGGUUUUCUACAACGGCAAGAGCAGCGGCGUCCCGAGAAUGAUGCAACAGGAAGUUUAGUUGGGUCUCCAGGUCCAACUUAUGACGACAGUCGCAUCCACAAAAGUACAUACAAGGAGGGUGAUGAAUGUAACUAUGCAAAAGGCAAGUGGAUAGGAGACGAGAAGCGGCCACUCUACUCCGGUUAUGAGUGCAAGCGAUGGCUGCCAAAAAAAUACAAUUGCGACACGAUGGGUCGGACAGAUUUAUCGUUCGAGGGCUACAGGUGGCAGCCAUAUGGUUGUAAGAUGCCGGAGUUUUCAGGGCUGAACUUUUUGAAUAGGAUGAGACACAAAACUCUAGCUUUUGUGGGUGAUUCGCUUGGUAGACAGCAGUUUCUGUCUAUGAUGUGCAUAGCUACAGGCGGUAAACGCCCUAAGGUUGAAAAGGUUGGGCGGAAAUAUGGUCUUGCCAAAGUUCCACAUGCUCCAAAAGGUCACACCUUGGCUUAUCGAUUUCCAGGAACUAACACCACUGUUCUUUUCUAUUGGUCUGCUAGUCUAUGUGAAUUGGAGCCAUUGACGAACACGACAAGUUUGUCGACAAGCUACGCACUGCAUCUUGAUCGUCCAGCAAGAUUCUUGAAGAAGUAUCUCCAUAGUUUUGAUACCCUUGUUCUCAACACUGGCCAUCACUGGAACAAAGUGAAAUUCAGUCAAAAUAACUGGGAGUUGUAUGCUGAUGGCAAGCCUCUAGUAAAAGGUACACUGCCGGAAGACCUCAGCCCAUUCAGGAACCUUAAGCUGCACAACAUCGUAAGAUGGCUGGAUUCAGAACUCAUACAUCGUCCUCAUAUGAAAGUUUUCCUGAGAACAAACUCACCAAGCCAUUUCCUACAUGGCGACUGGAACACUGGGGGUAGCUGUAAUAGUACCACCCCGUUGUCUAGUGGAAGCGAGGUCUUCGGGGACCAUUCAGGUGACCUACCUGCGGAGCAUGCAGUAACUGGAACUCGGGUUAAGCUUUUGGAUAUUACUUCUAUCUCACAACUACGAAGCGAAGCCCAUGUCGCAGAUCAUACUUUGAACUCACAAAGUGUCAAAUACGAUUGUUCGCACUGGUGCCUACCUGGUAUCCCAGACACGUGGAAUGAAAUCCUCUUUGCUCAGAUUUAGGUUCUCAGCAACCGUUUACGAUGCCUAGGCCUGUGUAUGCCACGGUUUUUUAGAAGUGUGUUGCUCCCAUGUCAUAGACACAAUAUUUUGUCAUUUUUUUCACACUUGUGGCUUCGGUUUAAUCUUCCAACAAGCCUCAGUGCCUAAGCUUUGUUGCGGUAAAAUCUGGGGUAUUGCAACCUCCAAGGUCAUGGCAAAUGGAGAGAUCGAGAAUUACUCCUUUCAAUUGUGGCUAGCGUUUGGUGAAUGUUUGCUUCCCACACUUUUUGUUUCAGUUUGUUUCUGACACUUCUAUGACAAGCCUCACAAUGCUUAAGUUUUGUUGUGACUUAGUACUAUGGUAUUUUUUUUGUGAGAUAGUAAUACAGUAGUUCAGACACUACUGUACGAACAGAAAUGACCAAUGCAGUGUUUGGUGAAUGUGUGCAUGCCAUGUUACAUGCACGGCUGA
Lolium rigidum is the source of this 1816-nucleotide messenger RNA. RefSeq names its product protein trichome birefringence-like 14. Bases 1 to 1365 code for a protein of 454 amino acids. Lineage: Eukaryota; Viridiplantae; Streptophyta; Magnoliopsida; Poales; Poaceae. The transcript has 6 exons. The record is from RefSeq and is a predicted model, not a curated record. Gene Ontology annotation, molecular function: O-acetyltransferase activity. Gene Ontology annotation, cellular component: Golgi apparatus.